Molecule: messenger RNA, 2137 nt
Organism: Paraphaeosphaeria sporulosa
Lineage: Eukaryota; Fungi; Ascomycota; Dothideomycetes; Pleosporales; Didymosphaeriaceae
Exons: 2
Coding region: 145-1701 (518 amino acids)
Source: RefSeq, a predicted model, not a curated record
UCCAGCUAAGUUGCUCCGAGUGAUGCUGCGUCCGCGCUGAAUACAUAUUUUGGUCCUUCAUCGUUUCUUCUCGAAGUUCCGCUCAGAUAUGCGGACGUCACAAUCAACCUUCCGCCAUCAACGAUUGCAAACCAAGCCAGCCCCAUGACUGGGCAGAAGGGAUCCGAUAUUUCAUCCCGCCUCGGCGUUAGACGGUCGAAGACAACGACCGCCAAACCCUCAAAGACGUCCGACCCGCCAAUCAACGCCCCGCCGAAAGCAGCUCUGGCCACCGCAAGGCGAAUCAAUGACAUGCUGCAUCCUCGGUCCUCCAAGGAGCGUGAGCGAGCCAGAAGGGUAUCAGACAGUGCUGCAACACGGACCGAAGCCACGGUGGCUGCGCUGAGCGAGGGGGACGUGCCGAGCGAAGAUGGGCCCUCGGAUCCAGGCGCGAAGAGGGUCGCAGAGCUGGAACAAGCGCUGGCGACCGCCUUGGAGGAACAAAAUACCAUGAAAGAAGAACUGGCGAAGCUUAGAGAACACGUACAGGUGUACCGAGAGACGAUCGAAGAGUAUCGGCGAACACUGGCAAGCACGUACGUCCAAAGCCCACCCGCAGCCUUCCAACACGACCCACGACCCGCAUCAGCCCGCUCGAACUCGUACAGUGACGAUAGCGCGCCACGAAGAUUGGUGAAUCCGCCGCGUGAGGAUCUGUCGGAGCAGAACGAUCACCUCCGUACCAAGGUCGCACAGUUGCAAGAGCAGCUCAUGACGCAAGAGGGCACAUAUCAGUCCCUGUUGGAACAUCGGAGAUCGCGAGCGGAAGCUGAGUGGGAUGAAUUGACUGCACGGCUCCAUUUGACUGAAAAAGAAUCUGGUGAACGGUUGCAGCAAUUACUGUCUCUGAAGACUGCCUUCUCGUCUCUCACACGUGUCGAAUCGCAAGUGACAGACAGCGAGCUCUCAGAGACCUUCUCUCAGCUUUCCAACCGCGUCCGCGAAUGGGUCAUCAGCAACUAUCGCCGGGCAAAGCUGAAUUUCAUCGAUCUCCCGCAAGACACUGUCCAAGUUCUGCAGGCUACAUUCCCAUCAUACAUGACCAUCGAUCCAACCAACCGACUGGCCCUAUUCCAAAAUAUUGUGUCCAAUACGUUGAUGCACAUUUUCGAGGAGUCCUUGUUCAUAGGCCUCCCAGAGACGGGGCCGUUCGCCACUCUCCGACAAAUAGCGAGCCUAGUCCAAAAGACGGAUGGAUACCAAAAUUGGCGACACUCCACGAUCCGCUGUCUCCGGGAGAGCGAUACGAAAGCGACAGUCAACGAGGAAAGAGCCCGACAGAUAGAUCGCUUGGCAUCCGAAAUAUUGCAUCACUUGCACGCUGUCACGUCUGUAGCCCUGCCGUCAGAAGCUCGGUCUGCACUCGAGACUAUUCUGAGCACGACAGUGGAGUUCCAAAAUACGCUUUUGCUACAAAGAGCACGGUACAGAGUAGACUUUUUUCGGGAACAGGGCGGCAUCAACCCGAGCUUCGACGAUCAGCGCAUGGAGCCUAUCAAUGAGCUUGAUGAGUAUGUAGAUGAUGAUGGCGACGUGGUCGUAGACCGCGUCUUUGCCUUCUGUGUUUUCCCGUGCCUGGAGAAGUUUGGCGACGAAUACGGAGAGCACACAGAAGUGAACAAUGUUCUAGUAAGAGCCAGGGUGUGCUGCAGUGUCAGGUAAAACCUGCUUUCAGCUCUGGGAUCUAGCUUUGAGAAAAUGUGCCAACAGCAGAAUUCCAGCCAGGCCGAGUGAUUGCGCUCCGAAGAGCAGACCAGCCUGGAGUAGAAUUGCCGAAGGCGAGAGCCACGCGGUCCGUCAUAGCCAGCUUGCACAAAACGUACGAGCUGAGACGGCGUUCGCAAGCGGAUCGAUCUUCGCAAACAGACUAGCUGCAACGGUACAGGGGAAGAAACCGAGGCAGCUUAAGAGUGUGCGAUAGAGGAGAAGGUAAAUGCAGGAACAUGCAUCGAGGAUACCAAGCGGUAAUAGUACUUGGAUUCGUUGCAGAAAGGAGCUAUUCCUCGUCAUCGUCGUCGUCCCCUUGAACGUCCAUGACUCGUUCUCCAGCUUUCUCAAGGGUGCGGCGACUCCAUGCACGCACACCUUUGUAGAUAGC